AUGGCUCCACUGCCUUACGAAGGAGAGCCUAUAGCAGAUGAUGUUUGGCUUGCCAACUACAAAGGGCAAAAACGAAAGCAAGACGCAAAGAAAUGGAAGGUCGUUUGGAGCAACCUGAUUCUGUGCAUAUAUGGUAAGUGACACGAAAAAUGUAAAACAAAGAACAUUUCUCAAGCGAAUACUAUAUCACUACAGUCUAUUUAUACAAAUUCCUUUUACAAUUUUUGUUAAGUGUAAAUGUGGUAAUUGUAGCACCAAAUUGUUGCAAAAUAGUAAAGAAGCACAGUGCUGUAUGAAGAUAGAUGGCUGUGUUGAGCCAUAAACAGCGAUCAAGUCCUCAGCGAAGCAGAUAGUCCACCAAGUUGUGUGACAUUUCAUCCUGGGCUUAACCCUGUUUGUUUAGAAACCUGGUCACUUCGCCAAGCAGGACGAAAGUAUCGAAAGACUGACAGGACUAAGUACCAUAAGUCAGAUUCAGAGAACAGGUAAGAUAGAGAAUAUUCUUGGGCAUUUCACGGUAGUGAAUACUUGAGUUUUAUUUACCAAUUGUCCAAAAAAAAUUAACAUUAUGUUGGAGUUAUGGUUGGCAAUUCAUUAAGGUGGAUUUCCAGUCCUCACACGAAGCUCCUCACAGCUCGCUGUGAUUGCUUGCAUUUAAUUAGCAUUGUGAUUGGAUGAAAGUGCUCAUACAUGCACUCGCAGCGAAGCUGCAAGGAGCUUCAUGCGAGGACUGGAAAUCCGCCUUUAUUUGAUAAACAAAGCAGUGGUGGAUGAAGCAAGGGUUGUGUGUCGUCCCCCCCCCAAAAAAAAAUAUUACGUCGGACACUUGUGUCACUGAUCUUUGUUCAUUUGUUAGAAUGGCACUCUAGCAAACGCUGUUUUGUAUCCUUGAAAACUUAACUGGUGAAUUAAUCUUUUGCCCCAUCUCCCUCAAGAGCUUCCUAGUGACUUUGGUGACCCAUUGUGCACACUCCACAAUAAUUACGUUGUUUCCAUACAUUUCUUUACAUUAAUAGUAUUCAUGAAGUGCCUUUGACUUUCCAUUAUAGAUAUCUUUGUGCAGUUUCAUACAGGGAAUUUACAUACCUGGUUUACGGAUACCUGGGACAUCGGAGAUAUCCACUACCUGCAUGUGCAUAUCAUGCAAUUAGAAAAACUUUUUUGGAGCACAAAGAUUCUAAAUGUGCAGGUUAUGAUGAUGGACAAUAG
Molecule: messenger RNA, 1209 nt
Organism: Paramuricea clavata
Lineage: Eukaryota; Metazoa; Cnidaria; Anthozoa; Malacalcyonacea; Plexauridae
Source: the annotation of a GenBank genome assembly